Ochlerotatus camptorhynchus is the source of this 3700-nucleotide messenger RNA. RefSeq names its product focadhesin. Gene Ontology annotation, biological process: regulation of post-transcriptional gene silencing. Lineage: Eukaryota; Metazoa; Arthropoda; Insecta; Diptera; Culicidae. The record is from RefSeq and is a predicted model, not a curated record. The transcript is spliced from 5 exons. Bases 81 to 3662 code for a protein of 1193 amino acids.
UGCAUUUUGCUCAAGUUAAAAAUUUUAAAAAGUAAUUUUUUUUGUAUAUUUUUGCAAAAUUUCCUUAAAAAAUCUUAAAAAUGGACGACUUUAAACAAAUAGGCAGUAAAUGUAGUGUUCUAGCAACCGCGAGUGCCAUUCACAAAGCGUUAAAGUUGAUAACUGAGAGGAGAACCAAGACCGGCGGCAAAUCCGGCUCUGCUGGAACAAAUGAAGUCGAACUGUUGAAGAGUUUAUGCAAGUCGGACAAUCCGCAAACUGCGCAGCUUGCCGUUCAAGCGCUGUUCCAUUUGGUAAGCAUCGGAUCGUUGGACCUGGGCCAAACGUUGGGAAUUUUGGUAACGGCAUUAGCCAACUCUUCACCGGCCCAUUUGUCGGCCGUUGGCAAUGGGAUGUUUGAGCUGCUACUGCUGGAUCUACGACGACGAUGCUUGGCCUUGGGAGAAGAAAAGUACGUCUGCCAGUUUGAUCUGAAGCCACCGCAGCAUCCGCUGAUAUUGCUGCUUGGCACUAGGGAUGUGGUUAAUGUGCUAUCUUUUGGUACCAAGGUCAACGAGAUUUGCCAUCAUCAUGAUCAGCUCAUUCGAAAGAACAGCAUCGAGUUCUUGAGACCUGUUUUUUUGCAUGUAUUCAACAACACGGUGUUGUUUCCGGAAACUCAGAAGAUGUGGCGCGCCCUGUUGAUGAGUUCAGUCAACGAUGAAGCUGCCGUUUCGAUGAUUUACGAUAUUGUGGCCUGGAGUAAGACUUCCACGGGGGACAAGUGUCUCUAUACGAAUAAUCUUCUCUUAGAAGCGUUGGAAUUCUACUCGCUUGAAAACAAACGGUUCGACUGUUUGCGAAUGGAUAUUUGUCUGUAUCUUGCUGCAGUUAGUAAGGAAUUGAUUGGUUUCAACUAUGAUCCUUCGGAGAAUUUCUUAAAGAUAUUAUCGACAUUGCACGCCGUUAAGGGAGAGCAUAAAAUGAUCAACUAUAAUAGUGUGUUGCUCAUGAUAUUGGCCGAUUUGCUGCAAAGCCUAGCUCCUGCUCAUAUUUUGGGCUUGAUGAGAAUUGUGCGUUUCCUGCUGGAGUCCGGAUGUAAUCGUUUGAGCCAACUCAUGAUUCUGGAUGGCGCGGUUCAACUAUUGGGACAGCAAACCUUUGUGCAAAACUAUCUUGAAGAUUGCAAUUUUAUUAUGCACACAGUAGUGGGUAAUAGAGGCGGAAAUGAGGUUGAAGAUUAUUUGUUCGUUUGUCCAGCGGGCUUCUUUCAUCAGGAUAUUGCCAAAUACAGCCAUUUCUGUAUGUGGUGGAACAGAGUGAAAAUCGGACAGCAUUCAGUGACUGAUUUCCUAGAAGCAAUAUCUCAGAACGUGAGAUUCAGCGAAAAAAUCGAUUUGGUUAUAAGGGGGUUGUUUUACAUGAAGGAACUUCCGUAUGAAGACUGGCGAAAGGUUUUCGAUCAGCUCGUUAUGUGUUCCAGAUCAAGCGAAGAAAGGUGCUCCAGAAUUCUAACGCCGAUUCUAUUCUCGCUGGCCAACGACACAAAUCCACACAAACGACUUUAUCUGCUGAGAAGUCUAGCAUCCAUGGGUGCGAAAGAUCACGUGUUGGGUGUGCUGAAAGCUUUGGCGAAAGAUGUGGAUAGAGCGACGAGUUUGGAUCUGUAUCUACGGCUGUGGAAGGCUGAACCAAGAACUUAUCCGUUUUUGUACGAUGUUUUGAAGGACACUAGCCGUAGAGCAAAAGAGGAUCCAUGGGAAACGACCUUGGCCAGGACCUACACCAUUCGGGAAGUUUGUUUGAUCAAACCUCAUCAGCACGGAGCGGACUUGGUGAACUUGUUCUCGGAAAUUCUCAGCCGCCCGGAAGAUGUCAACAAUGAAGCAGCUGUAGCAUUGGCAAUCGAUGCCAUUGCCAGUCUCUGCGAAAAUCACGUUGUCAAUAUUGUCUCAACUUGGAAGGUUCUCGGGUUCAAGUUCACUCACGAAAAACGACCUCGGAUCAUUCGCAGCCUGUGCAGAUUUUUUGCCAACGUUCCUUCAAUCAAGGUGAACUCUCUCGAACAGGAACGGCUAGUCAAUGAAAUCAUCCUCAAGUUGUGGCAGUUUGUAACCGAUUUCGAUGAUCGUGAAGUGAUUGUUGCUGCACUGGAAUCGUUGAAAUCCUUCCCGCCGGAAAUGAUGAACAUUUUCCACAUUCCUGAUAUCUUCCGCCAGGGAAUCCCUCUGCCUAGUGAGGAUGAUGAUUCGCUGGAAGCGAGACGGAUUCCCGGUGAAUGUUGGAUUCAAUUGAUUCAUUUCGUCAACCACUCGGCUAUUGAACAAGCCGGAAACUUGGUCGCUCAUCACGUACACAAUGAAAUGCAAACCUACCGAGGAGGAGUAUAUCUAAUGCCAGAAGGGCGACCAGAGCCAACAUCCUUGCGACACUUUCCAAAGAGCAGCAUCCUUGCUGCGGUCAUUCACUAUCUAAUUAACCAUGGAGGAAAAAUGAACGCCUCGGAUACCAACGAUCUCGUUUUGUUCAAUCUCCUUAGGAUCGUGGCGAAAAAGUAUCCCAAACCGAUUCCACCACUAGAUUGGUGUUUUCUGCACGAAUACUUCCACCACUGUUUCGAAGCGAAAAAGUACUGCCUUCGGAUUGCCAUUAAACAAAUGCCAGUCUCAGGAACUGCCAAACGGAUAGUGGAAAACUACCUCAGCGAAGCGGUGGAAAACGACAUGGAAGUGGAAGAUGUCCUAGUCGUGUUGGAGUUUUUGAACGUAAUCACAGAAUCAGUGCAAACCGACAUCUACAAGAGAUACGUGCAUUUGGCUUUGCAAUUUUUAUUGGAGCGUUCUGAGGACGUGAAAGAAAAUGAGAAAAGCCCCUUCUUAACAGUUGUUGAAAAUUUAAAGGCAGCUAUUCUGAAGAAGACAUAUCAAAAUGAGGAAAAUUUCGAAUAUCUUUGCGAAACUUUGGAAAAUUUGUUCAGUCGAUUCAACGUUAAUACACCGACUUUCGACGAGUACGUCAAGGUGCUAAGCGUCCUACCCUCGAAACAUUUGACCUCGCUUCUCAAACCCAGCACGUGGCUCGAUAAACGCAAUCAGACCAAACUGGAAAAAGUCAUCUUCCUACAAUUUUCCAUCCACAAGCACAACCCGACUGCCACCGAUUUGCAUCUGCUGGGACUAAGCGACAUACUGAAAUCCAUGGGUAGUUUCGAAACAGAAGCUCGGCGUUACUUCUUGCGUUCGUUUUUCGAUUUUGUGCCAACCCUGGAAAAUCAUAAAGCUUUGAACGGAUGGAUCAUCGAACUGAUCGGUUACAUUCAAUCCAACCUGGCUGAACAGCAGUCUCACCAGAUGAAGGAAGUUAUACUGUUGCUGGAUGUGUUCUUCAUAGCUGUGAUCAGUUUAUCGGGGUAUGGAGCGCUGCUGGGAAAUGAGACGGUAGUGGAAAAUCUAGACAUGAGGUUUUCCAUUUUCCCACCAAGUUUGAUCAUGGUGUUCCGAUUGAACUUGUGGAGGGAAAUUGAAAAUAAGAUUUAUGAAUUCCUCUACCAUUUGUAUAACCAUCCGAGUAUCUCUGCACCAUACGCAGAAUGCUUCCGCAACGCUCUGCUGUGCUGCAAGGAACAAUCGUAUUUCCAACAAUCUAAAGCGUGGCCCAAAUUUGUUUCGCUACGUAGACUGUAAGUAUAGAUGACUGCCUAGUUACAUUGAAAUUGCUCAGC